Molecule: messenger RNA, 9806 nt
Organism: Pleuronectes platessa (European plaice)
Lineage: Eukaryota; Metazoa; Chordata; Actinopteri; Pleuronectiformes; Pleuronectidae
Gene: sptb
Product: spectrin, beta, erythrocytic
Exons: 36
Coding region: 18-7136 (2372 amino acids)
Biological process (GO): actin cytoskeleton organization
Cellular component (GO): cell junction; plasma membrane; cell projection
Molecular function (GO): actin filament binding; structural constituent of cytoskeleton; phospholipid binding
Source: RefSeq, a predicted model, not a curated record
CCACGCUGGCCUCCGCCAUGACUUCCACCGUGGACUUUGACAACGUGGAGAUCUCGCAGCAGUACAGCCACAUCAACACCCGCUUCGACCUGCGUGACGAGGAGCUAGACAAUGACAACUGCUCGGCCCGGCUGUUCGAGCGCUCACGCAUCAGGGCCCUCGCAGAUGAGCGCGAGGCGGUGCAGAAGAAGACCUUCACUAAAUGGGUCAACUCCAUCCUGUCCCGGGUCGGCUGCCGCAUCUCCGACCUCUACCUGGACCUGCGGGACGGACGCAUGCUCAUCAAGCUGCUGGAGGUGCUCUCCGGUGAACGACUGCCGAAGCCCACUAAAGGCCGGAUGCGUAUCCACUGUCUGGAGAACGUGGACAAGGCGCUGCAGUUCCUCAAGGAGCAGAGGGUCCACCUGGAGAACAUGGGCUCCCACGACAUCGUGGACGGGAACCACCGGCUCAUCCUCGGCCUCAUCUGGACCAUCAUCCUGCGCUUCCAGAUCCAGGACAUCGUGGUGGAGACGGGCCAGGCCGACCAGAAGGAGACGCGCUCGGCCAAGGACGCUCUUCUUCUGUGGUGUCAGAUGAAAACUGCAGGAUAUCCCAACGUCAACAUCACCAACUUCACGACCAGCUGGAAAGACGGCAUGGCCUUCAACGCUCUCAUACACAAACACCGGCCCGAUCUGGUGGAGUUCAACAUUCUGAAGAAGUCCAACCCGACCCACAACCUCCACAGCGCCUUCAACGUGGCAGAGCAGAAGCUCGGCGUCCACAAACUGUUAGACCCAGAAGAUGUGUUCACAGAGAACCCAGACGAGAAGUCCAUCAUCACGUACGUGGUGGCAUUCUACCACUACUUCUCCAAGAUGAAGCAGCUCGCCGUCGAGGGCAAGCGAGUGGGAAAGGUUCUGGAUCACGCCAUCGAGACAGGGACGAUGAUCGACAAGUACGAGACGCUGGCCUCGGACCUGCUGACCUGGAUCGAGCAGACCAUCAUCGUGCUGAACAACAGGAAGCUCGCCAACUCUCUGACGGGGGUGCAGCAGCAGCUCCAGGCCUUCAACACGUACCGCACCGUCGAGAAGCCGCCCAAGUUCCAGGAGAAGGGAAACCUGGAGGUGCUGCUCUUCACCAUCCAGAGUCGGAUGAGGGCCAACAACCAGAGGGUGUACACGCCCAAAGAGGGAGCCCUGGUGGCGGACAUCAACAGAGCGUGGGAGCGUCUGGAGAAGGCGGAGCACGUCCGGGAGCGCGUCCUCCGAGACGAGCUGAUCCGACAGGAGAAGCUGGAGCAGAUGGCGAGAAGGUUCGACAGGAAGGCGGCCAUGAGGGAGACGUGGCUCCUGGAGAACCAGAGGCUCGUGGCUCAGGAUAACUUCGGUUAUGAUCUGCCGGCCGUGGAAGCAGCCAAGAAGAAGCACGACGCCAUCGAGACGGACAUCGCGGCGUACGAGGAGCGCGUCCAGGCCCUCGUGGUCAUCUCCAAGGAGCUGGAGUCCGAGCGCUACCACGACGCCAAGCGGAUCGACGCGUGGAAGGACAACAUCCUGCGUCUGUGGGACUACCUGCAGGAGCUGCUGAGGGCUCGUGGCGGGCGGCUGGAUAAGAACCUGACCCUGCAGAGGAUCUUCCAGGAGAUGCUGCACAUCAUCAGCUGGAUGGACGACAUGAAGGCUCGGCUGCUGUCUCCGGACUUUGGGAAACACUUGCUGGAGGUUGAAGACCUGCUACAGAAACAUGCCUUGGUAGAGAAUGACAUCGCCCUGCAGGCGGAGCGGGUGCACAACGCCAGCGCUGCCGCUCUCAAGUUUGCAAACGGGGACAGCUACAAGCCAUGUGAUCCCCAGGUGAUCCGGGACCGGGUGCAGCACCUGGACCAGUGCUACCAGGAGCUCUGCGCCCUGGCGGCCCAGCGAAGGGCUCGUCUGGAGCAGUCCCGGCGCUUCUGGUACUUCCUGUGGGAGGUGACGGAGCUGGAGAGCUGGAUCAGGGAGAAGGAGCAGCUGUUCUCCUCCCUGGAUUACGGCAAGGACCUGACGAGCGUGCUGGUGCUGCAGAGCAAACACAGCGCCUUCGAGGACGAGCUGGGCGCCCGGCGCGGCAACCUGGGUCAGCUCCUCGCCGAGGGGGACAAGAUGAUCCGGGCCAAGCACUUUGGUUCCCCGAAGGUCCAGGAGAGCAUGGACGACAUCGGGAGGCAGUGGCAGCAGCUGGAGGAGCUGGCGGCGUUCAGGAAGCAGAACCUGCAGGACACUCAGAGGUUCUUCCAGUUUCAAGGAGACGCUGAUGAGCUCAAGGCCUGGCUGCUGGACGCCAAGAGGCAGAUGAGCACCGAGGACGUGGGACACGACGAGUACACCACGCAGCGGCAGCUCAAGAGGCACAACGACCUGAGGAACGAGGCCAUCAAGAGCGGAGCCACCAUCGACGCUCUCUCCAAACAGGCCAAUGCUCUGCCAGAGGAGCUUCUGAACACCCCCGACAUCCAGAGACGUCUCAAGGACAUCAAGGACCUGUUCAUGGAACUCCUGUCUCUGGCUGACCUGAGGCAGAAGAAGCUGGAUGACACCAUGGCCCUGUACACCAUCUUCAGCGAGACGGACGCCUGUGAGAUCUGGAUGGGCCAGAAGGAGACGUGGCUGGUGGGGUUGGAGGUGCCGGAGAAGCUGGAGGAUCUGGAAGUCGUACAGAACAGGUUGAGCAUUCUAGCUCAAGAUAUGGCAAACGUUCAGUCGAGGGUCGAUGACGUCAACAGAGCGGUGAAGCAGCUGGAGGACAGCAGACACCCUCGCACCAAGGAGGUCAAAGAAUGUCAGACACGACUGAAUACCAGGUGGGAGGCCUUCAAGGCCAUGGUGGAGGACAAGAAGAAGAAGGUGGACUCUGCCGUCAGUCUGCACAGCUACCGGCUGGACUGUGACGAGACAGAGACCUGGAUCAGAGACAAGACGCGGGUGAUCGAGUCCACACAAGACCUGGGCAACGACCUGGCCGCCGUCAUGACCAUCCAGAGGAAACUGUUUGGCAUGGAGAGAGAUUUGGCCGCCAUCGAGGACAAGCUGACCUUCCUGAGGAGAGAAGCCGACCAGCUGGCCCAGGAUCACCCGGAGAACGCGGCCGACAUCUUGGCCCGCAGAGGAGACCUGGACGCCGCCUGGGACGCGCUGAAAAAGACCCUGAAGGACAGGGAGGACUCCUUGGGCGAGGUCAGCAAGUUACAGACCUUCCUCCAGGACAUGGACGACUUCCAGUCCUGGCUGUUCAAGACCCAGAAGGCCGUGGCUUCGGAGGAAAUGCCCGCCACGCUGCCGGAAGCCGAGGAGCAGCUCAGCCUCCACGACGCCGUGCGGGAGGACAUAAACAACCACGAGGAGGACUACCACCGCGUGAAGGACACCGGGGCGCAGGUCAUGCAGGGUCAGGAGGACGACCCUCAGUACCAGCAGCUGGAGCAGAGGCUGAAUGGAAUGGACCGAGGCUGGUACGAGCUGCAGAAGAUGUGGGACAGUCGCAAGAACUUCCUGGACCAGGGUCUGGGCUUCCAGCAGUUCAUGAGAGACGGCAAGGCUGUAGAGGCCAUUCUCAACAACCAGGAGUACACGUUGGCCCACAUCGACAAGCCCGACACGCUGGCCGGCGCUGAGAAGGCUCUGAAGAAGCAUGAGGACUUCCUGAGCACCAUGGAGGCCAACGAGGACAAGAUCCACGGAGCCCUGCAGGGAGGACAGCGGCUGGUGGACAGUAACAACCUGUACUCCGGGAAGGUUCAGGACAAAAUGGACUCCAUCAUCGACAGGCGCGACAAGAACAAAGGACGAGCCCAGGAGGUGUCCGAAAAACUCCGAGAUAACCGCGACCUGCAGCACUUCCUGCAAAACACUCAGGAUCUGACUCUGUGGAUCAACGAGAAGAUGCUGACGGCUCAGGACACGUCCUACGACGAGGCCAGGAACCUCCACAGCAAGUGGCUGAAGCAUCAGGCCUUCAUGGCCGAGCUGGCCUCCAACAAGGACUGGCUCAACAAAGUGGACCAGGAGGGUCAGGAGCUGAUGGAGUUCAAGCCGGAGUUCGAGCCCAUAGUGACGGAGCAAUUGGCCAAGCUCCACGAGCUGUGGGACCAGCUGGAGUCCACCACCCAGGAGAAGGCCCGGCUGCUGUUCGACGCCAACCGCUCGGAGCUGUUCGACCAGAGCCAGGCGGACAUGAAGAAGUGGCUCGGAGAGCUGCAGCAGCAGCUGCAGGGCGGAGACGAGGACGUCAGAGACCUGACGAAGGCCAACAUCCUCCUGAAGAAGCACCAGAUGACGGAGAAGCAGGUGCGUGACCGGGCGAGGGAGAUGGAGGAGCUCCAGCAGGCGGUCAGUAAACACGGUGGAGGCCGGGAGGACCAGCCGGAGCUGGAGGCCGAGCAGCGGGCCCUGCAGAGGGACUUCCAGCAGCUCCUCACGCCGCUGGCACAGCGCAAGGGCAAGCUGGAGGCCGCCAGGGCCGUGCAUCAGUUCUACAGGGACCUGGCCGACGAGCUGCUCUGGAUAGAGGAGAGGAUGCCCCUGGCCACGUCAGACGAGCACGGGCACAAUCUUCAAACUGUGCAAAUGCUGCAGAAGAAGAACCAGACAUUACAGAGGGAGAUGGAGGGCCACCAGCCUCGGGUGGACGAGGUGGUCGAGCGGGGCCGGAGGAUGGCGGAGGCGGCCAGCGCCGAGGGCAGGCCGGAAGCCGAUCGGAUCACUCUCCAGCUGAAGGGGCUGGAGGAGGCGUGGGACCGGCUGCAGGACGAGAUGGCCGAGCGGCGCGAGAGGCUGAACGGCUCCAACUCGGCGCAGCAGUACUACAACGACGCGGAGGAGGCCGAGGCCUGGAUCGGGGAGCAGGAGCUCUACAUGAUCGCAGAUGAGAAGGCCAAGGAUGAGCAAAGUGCCAUGCUGAUGCUGAAGCGCCACAUGCUCCUGAAGCAGGCGGUGGACGACUACGCCGACUCCAUUAAGAAGCUGAAUGGCCGUGCCCAGAAGAUGUUUGCAGAGGACCAUCCUGACGGCGAGGGCAUCAUCAGGCGACAGGGCCGGGUGGAUAAGCAGUACGCCGGGCUGGGGGAGCUGGCGGAGGACCGCGGCAGGAAGCUGGAUCACGCCUACCACCACUUCCUGCUGAGCCGAGAGGUGGAGGACCUGGAGCACUGGAUCGCUGAGAGAGACGUGGUGGCCUCCUCCCAGGAGAUGGGCCAGGACCUGGAUCACGUCUCGAUCCUGAGGGAUAAGUUCAGAGAGUUUGCUCGGGAGACGGGGAUGGUGGGACAGGAGCGGGUGGACAUGGUCAACCUGACGAUAGACGAGCUGAUCGAAGCCGGUCACGUGGAGGCGGCCGCCAUGGCCGAGUGGAAGGACACCAUCAACGACAGCUGGGCGGAUCUGCUGGAGCUCAUCGACACUCGAGCUCAGCUCCUCACGGCGUCUUAUGAACUGUUGAAGUACUUUGACGAUGGGAAGGAGUUGGUGGCUCAGAUCCACGAGAAGCAGAAGGAGCUUCCUGAGGACGUGGGAGAGGACUUCAGCAAAGCCGAGUCCUUCCACCGGAUGCACGCCGCCUUCGAGAGAGACAUCACCGCGCUGGGCCAACAGGUUCAACAGUUCCAGGAGACAGCCGGGAGGCUUCGUGCCCAGUACGCAGGGAACAGGGCGGAGGCCAUCCAGGCCACGGAGCGCGAGGUGGUGGAGGCCUGGAAGGGUUUGCUGGACGCCUGCGACGGCCGCAGGGCGCAGCUGGUGGACACGGCUGAGAAGUUCCGCUUCUUCACCAUGGUGAGAGACCUGAUGGCCUGGAUGGAGAGCACCAUCCAGCAGAUAGAGACUCAGGAGAAACCCCGGGACGUCUCAUCCGUGGAGCUGCUGCAGAAGUACCACCAGGGGAUCCGCUCGGAGAUCGAAGCCCGGGGAGCCCAGUUCACCGACUGCACCGACCUCGGCAAGGCCCUGCUGACACGGAAGCACCGAGACUCUGCAGAGAUCAAAGAGAAGCUGGUGCAGCUGAUGGAGAAACGGAAGGAGAUGAUGUUCAAGUGGGACGACAGAUGGGACUGGCUCCGACUGCUGCUGGAGGUGUGUCAGUUUGCACGGGACGCCUCGGUGGCGGAGGCCUGGCUGAUCGCUCAGGAGCCGUACGUGACCAGCAGGGACCUGGGCCACACGGUGGACGAGGUGGAGAAGCUCCUCAAGAGGCACGAGGCCUUCGAGAAGUCCACCGCCACGUGGGAGGAGCGCUUCUGUGCCCUGGAGCGCCUCACCACGCUGGAGCUGUUGGAGCUGAGGACGCAGCAGCAGGAGAUGGAGCAGUUCAUUAAAGAUGAACAGCGCUCAGAUAAGGACAGCAGGUCUCUAAUGCCGACCCCAUGCUGCCCUCUUUCCUCCAGGAGAGAAGACACAGGCUUUGUAGAAGAGUCUUCACAGAUCUACACGGUGGAGGAACAGACUCUGUCCGGUUCCGGUGCCGUUGAGCCCAGUUCUCUGCCUCUGGAGGAGACGGCCGAUGACACCACGGUCCCCAUGGUGUCAGAGAUGAGAGAGAGCGGCUCUCUGGAGCUGGAGACCUCCGUGUCGGCGGUGAUGCCGAGGGAACCGGAGCGGGCCGCCACGAUGCCCGUGGAGCCCCUGAGAGGCCAGGCCGUGCUGCAGGAGGGCCUGCUGGGCCGCAAGCAGGACGUAGAGGGCUCCGGGAAGAAGGCCUCCAACAGGUCAUGGAACAACUUGUACUGUGUGCUGAGGCCCGGUCACCUCUCAAACUACAAGGACGCCAAAAGCUUCGGGCACGGAGUGACGUACCACGGCGAGGACCCCCUGUCCCUCAGCAGCGCCACCUGGGAGAUCCUCGGCAACUACAAGAAGAAGAAGCACGUCGCCAAACUACAUCUUGCUGAUGGCAGUGAAUAUCUGUUCCAGUGUAAAGACGAGGAGGAGCUCCAGCGCUGGAGCCAGGCCAUGGAGAAGGCCAUUCAGCCCCUGGCAGCAGAGGAGGCGUCAGGGCCCUCGGGGGCCAAAGCCCACAGCCUGCCCCAUCCCUCCUCCUCCUCCUCCGCGGCCCUGCCUGAGCCCGGCUCUGCCAAGAAAGACAAGGAGAAGAAGUUCAGCCGCUUUGCCAAGAAGAAGUGAGACGGAGAUUGGAGGGGAGAGAGGGAGGGAGGUGGGGUUGGUUGCAGAGGCAGCCUGGAAAGAGAAAGUAGUAUUCGUGUACAAUCAGUCGGAUGAAGCUUUUUGUCACUAGAUGUUUUUUUUAAAUAUUAUUUUGCGAGCAUAUUGUAGCUGAGUUUGAAGCCGUCACUCUUUUUGCCUGUAUUUAAAUAUCCACUUUUUCUCUCCUUUGUGUUCUUUAUAACAAAAACCAAAUUGAAAGCAUUAAAUUAAAAGCACAGGAACGCUCCUUCCACACUCAACCAAAGAACGUUUGUAAAACUCUUGUUGUGUUACUUCUGCUGCAGGUUCUGUUUGGUUCUUGUUUCAGUGAGGCAUGCUCUGAUCCGGCCUCACGCAGGGUGACCCGAGCACCGGAGCAUACUUUCAUUAAUCUGCCUUACAAAAAUGGUUGUGAACUGUAAUACUGUGCUGUUUGAAAUUUGGAGCGCUGAACGCUACUCAUAGAAUCAGAGGGAGGUUAGCGGGCUUUUGUAAAAGCGGUGUAAAGACUUGGUGAUGAGCAAACUGUGGUGCUGCACGGUGCACACACACACACACAGACACACACACAGAGUGUUACUGCAGGUAUGCAAACUAAACGCUCUACGCACUGUGAAGGGUUUGACUGUUGAGAUUUCAGGAGGACAACAGACGAGCAGUCACGUGACACCACAAGCUGUCAGUCUUGAACAUAGAUGAUAUUCUGAACUUAUUUCUGUGAACUUGAAAUAUAUUCAACACUCGUGUAUGGAAACCCUGAAUUUCAUAUCUAUCCAAUAACAUAUAUACAGUAUCUAUAUAUCUACAGAUGCAUGAGGUAUGUUUUAGUUUGAUAUGGUGCUAUUGUGAUAUUCUAGAACUUUCAAUCAAGACCAACCUGACCCACUGUCUCAGAGAAGUGGUCUUAUUUUGAAAAGCCGGGCAUCAAAAUGAGCAGAAAAGCCGGAACCUGGAUUCAUCUCUUUCCUAAAGUCAAGUCCAGUUUUUUGUGUGAAAACCAAAUGUGGACACACAUGAGUAAAUGGAAUAUGGAGAUUGAAAUAUUAACAAACUGCCAUAAACACAACAGGAGACAACCUUCAGCGUGACGUGGGUCAGGGCUGAGCUCACACGUGAACCUUCCUCACGCUAAAGUGCUAAAAAAAUAAAUGAUUGUGCAUGUGAUGAUAAGAACAACUUGAAAUCAAAGUAAUUUUUGUAGGUAAGUUUCCAUAAUCCUCACCAAAGUCCAGGACAAGUUGUGGGUCAUGUGACUCGACCGCUUUUUCCAAACCACACAACAGGACCAGGCACGAGCAGCUUGGAGCUGACGUGUCUUUACUCUGAAUGUAAAGGGAGGAAAUACUAAAGGACGUGAGAAUUGGGUACAUGUAGCAGUUUAAUGCAAUAAAGCCAUAAUAGAAUAACUCAUUUAUUCAAUAUAUGCAUACAGGGGGGGGGAUAUAGAUUAUGUACAGUGUAUGGAACUGCAUUUAUAAAUGUUCAUUUGUUUCUAGGAUAGUGUUUCUCUCUCUCUCUCUCUCACACACCCACACUUCACCACUGCCGUCUUGCCUUCGACUGUGGGCUCCGUCCCUGAACUAUGAUCUAUCUCAAGUGACCUCAUUAAAAUGAUGGAAGUCGGGUGUAGAGAGAUUAACAAAGGCUGCUCGGCUCCAGAGUUUUCCAGGAAACAUGUAAUGAUCUCUCUCUCCUCUCUCUGGCUUAUUUACAUUUUUACCCAGAGGAACAAAAUUAGCUGUUAAAUCCGUCAUCUUCUCGUGGCCGUCACACACACACACACACACACAUACAGGGAAUACAGAUGUUUCCCUGUGCAGACGGCCAUUAGAACAAUGCGCUCAUAAUAACAGUGUCAGUAAUUGGAGUUUUUCUGCACCUUUAAAUGGUUUUGGGGGAACUUGCAUCACAUGUAUUCAGUCUUGUUUUUUUUCUCGGUCACUAUCUGGUGGAAUCUCAGACUCUUGACACCUCCUUCCACUUUCUUUACUCCUCCUCCUCCUCUUCUUCUUUCCUACCUGCCUCUUCUCUUCGGUGGUUUUUAAAUCUGCAUUUUGUAUUCUCUAGCUAUGUAAAAUACCCAACAACUGUUGACAGGAAAGAUCUAAUAUCUUUAAACCUUUUUGAGAGAAUAAAGUUUAAAAAUAAACUCCUGAAACUACCCGGUUUGGGUUAUUUUUAUUUAUUGACCACUCUACCGCUCGUCACAGUUUGGUUGCCAAUGUUUAAUGAAACCGAAAAUUCAUUUUAUUUGUGAAUACAUUAAUAGAGGGUGCAAGGAAAAUGCAUUCGAGAACAGAUUUAUUGUGUACAGACGAUUUAACAUGGGCAGGCAUGAAAGAAAAAGGCAUUUUGACUCUGUUGAACAGCCGCCCCUUCACCGAGCUCAUUUCAGAUGAGACGAGCUGCACAGGAACAUAUUCAAAAUAGACAAAAAUGGUUGUAUUUACAUUCCAGUGGCUGUAAAACAAUGAAUGAACAGCCUCAAGACAGCGAGGCAGCCUUAAGCUUUACUAAUUAGAUCUCAGCCGACAAGUAACAGGCCGAGGAGGAUCACUUACAGAAAUACAAAGCCCUGAAUAACCGCUCAUUUCAAUCUUUACAAACUCAAAAGGUGGACGCCUGCAGCACAGCAUACAAAUGAGCAGU